AUGCCAGAGGGAUCCACGGAAGAGCUCCACAGCAGCCCACCCUGCGAGAGCCAAGUGACGGAGCCUGCUGGGCUGCUGGCUGCCAGCAGCAGCAGGACAAUGGUGACAGGAGGUGGAGGCUACCUGGGAUACAAUCUGGGAUGUGCCCUUGUUAACUCGGGAAUUGCUGUUGUGCUGUUUGAUGUUCGGAAACCUAAAUGGGAAAUUCCAAACGGAGCGGAUUUUUUCAAGGGUGAUGUGAGGGAUUACGAAGCAGUGUUCAAAGCAUGUGAAGGGGUUGACUGUGUUUUCCAUGUAGCUGCAUGUGGAAUGUCAGGAUUGGAACAACUUCAAAAGAAAGAACAGAUUGAAUCCAUAAAUGUUGGAGGCACAAAAAUAAUAAUUGAUGUCUGCAAACAAAGAAAUAUCCCUAGACUGAUAUAUACCAGUACAGUGAAUGUGGUGUUUGGAGGGAAUCCUAUUGAAGAAGGAGAUGAAGAAACUGUACCGUAUUUUCCACUGGAAAAGCAAUUUAAUCAUUAUUCCAGAACCAAGGCAAUUGCAGACCAAAUGGUUCUUGCUGCUAAUGGAACUUUACUCAAAGGAGGGGACAAGCUCCACACGUGUGUGCUUCGCCCGCCGGGCAUCUACGGACCAGAAGAGCAGCGGCACCUGCCUCGAGUAGCCAUAAAUAUCCAGCGGAGACUUUUUAACUUCAAGUUUGGGAAUCACAAAGUUCAGAUGAACUGGGUUCACAUAGGAAAUCUAGUGCAAGCUCAUUUACUGGCUGCUGAGGCUCUCACCCCUGAGAAGAGCUAUGUAGCUAGUGGCCAGGCUUACUACAUCCACGAUGGUGAAAAUGUCAUCUUCUCUGAGUGGAUUGUGCCUUUGUUUGAAAAAUUAGGCUACCGGAAACCUUGGAUACAUAUUCCUGUUCUCCUGGUUCAUAUAGCAGCCACUGUGAUGGAAUAUCUGCACCUGAUACUAAAGCCAGUUUUUAGCUUUACACCUUUCUUGACAAGGAAUGAGGUGUGGAAUGUCACAGUAACUCACACUUUCCGAAUAGACAAGGCACGAAAUCAACUUGGUUACAAACCAAAGAAAUUCUCAUUCGCUGAUUCUGUGGAUCAUUACCUAAAAACAAGACCUACCUGCCAAGAAGAUCACACGUUCCUUAAAAUGGUGUUUGUUUUUGGCAUUUUGUUAAGCUUGAUCAUUCUUUCUUUCUUCUAAAAUCAAAUAACCACUCACCUGUUCCAGAAAACUUCAUUAUGUUUCUGAGUAUUAAUUAUCUGGUCAUAAUACAUUCCUCAGCCACUCUGGACUUUGUUAUUCAUAUUACUAUGAUGACACCUCUCUGACCUCAUUAAGAAAGAAAAAAACCAAAGAAAAAACAACUAGAAAAGUGAAAACAUAGGAUGUAUUAGGAAAUGUUCCCCAAGAGCAACACAGUGUUACAGCAAAGGAGGUCACCGCAAAUGUGUGCAGGAAUAGUUUUAAUGGAUCUUCAUUAAGUGAUAUUUCAUGCUGGGAAACGUUUUCUAAAAAUGAUAAUUCAGGAAGGUGAGAAGGUGGAAGAAGAGGAACUGUCACAGGACAACAGUGCUAUAACAAGUCCAGUAGCUCCAGUGAAGAAAAGGGUGACUAAACAACUCUUCUGAUGAAGCCAUGGCUACAGCAACUGUCAGUUAGCCUGAGGAAUUACAGAGACCUGGGAAACAGUGGAAAAAUAUGGAAAGUAAAUAUUUAUAAAUAAUAGGUGAUUGGAGGAAUGAAAAUCAUAUUUAUGUAAAAUAUCUAAAGCUUUGUAAAAAUGUAAUAAAUAUCAUUAUGUGUGUUUGUAAACCAAAUAAUAUCCAUUCAAUGCAAUAAUAAAUAAUAACUGAACCAAAUAACUGAAUCUCCUGUUUUUAAGGAGCUUGUGGGAAGGUGGAAUUCAGCCAGCUGUUACUGCUCUCUGGAGUCACAUUCUCCACAACCCUGUAGCAAUGCUGGCACACACUGUGUGUUCAGGGAAUUGCAUUUUGGGGUGAGCAGAGAAGCCAAGCACCAAGACAGGAGAGAGAAUCCAACCUCUCUCUUUUCCCCUUUCUUAAGUCUCACAUCAGUUGCUUCUUGGGUGAAUUGCACUAUGUGAGCCACCUGUGCUACAUGUACACACCAGGUGUAGCCCAGAUAAACCUUAAAG
Molecule: messenger RNA, 2167 nt
Organism: Vidua chalybeata
Lineage: Eukaryota; Metazoa; Chordata; Aves; Passeriformes; Viduidae
Product: putative short-chain dehydrogenase/reductase family 42E member 2
Exons: 11
Coding region: 1-1212 (403 amino acids)
Biological process (GO): steroid biosynthetic process
Molecular function (GO): 3-beta-hydroxy-Delta5-steroid dehydrogenase (NAD+) activity
Source: RefSeq, a predicted model, not a curated record